AAGUGAUCUUCACCAAGACAUAUGGUAAGGGUGCCCUCUUCAGUUGAACCCAGGAAAAAGAUUGUUACAUGCGCAAGUGAAAAAUAUCACUUAACUUAUAGAGGAACCCCAGUCAGACUCACUGCUGACCUCUCAGAGUAAACUAAGAAAAUGAGUGAUGUAUUACAGAUUGUGAAAGGAAAAAAAAAAUGUCAACUUAGAAUAAUUUACUCAACUAAACUUUCUUUUGUGUUUGAAAAUGAAAUAAAAUUCUUCCACAGUAAAAAAUAGUUCAAAGAAUUUGCUUGUUUUUGACUUGCCUUACUGAUGAUACUUAAAGAUUUUCUGUUGACAGAGAAAAGGAACAACACCAGCCCAAAUCAAAGAUUCUCCCAAUGGACUCUUUAGCAACAUCAAUCAACCAGUUUGCCCUCGAUUUAGGCAAAAAGUUAGCUGAAUCUGCUGAGGGUAAAAAUGUGUUCUUUUCUCCCUGGGGCAUCUCAACUUGCCUGGCUAUGGUGUAUUUGGGCACCAAAGGGGUCACUGCAGCUCAAAUGGCCCAGGUGCUUCAACUCAACCGAGACCAUGACAACAAAUGUCCCGAACAUGAAAAGAAAAGGAAAAUGGAAAUCAACUUGAGUAGUGUUGAAGAAAUACACUCUCACUUCCAGACACUUAUCUCAGAAAUUGUCAAGCCCAGCAAUUCCUACAUACUUAAAACAGCCAAUGGGGUCUACGUGGAGAAGGCAUAUCCAUUUGUCAAUAAAUAUUUAGAAGACAUGAAAACCUAUUUUGGAGCAGAACCACAGUCUGUUAAUUUUGUGGAAUCUUUUGACCAAAUCCGAAAAGAGAUCAACUCUUGGGUUGAAAGACAAACUGAGGGUAAAAUUCCUAAUCUUCUCCCUGAUGAGUCUGUGGAUUCCACCACCAGGAUGGUUCUGGUGAAUGCCUUAUACUUUAAAGGAACUUGGGAACAUCAAUUCUUACUGAAAAAUACUACAGAAAGGCCAUUCAGAAUAAACAAGGUUACAAGCAAGCCAGUGCAGAUGAUGUCCAUGAAACAAGAGCUGCGCACUUUCUACAUUGAAAAUCCACAAGCCAUGGGCCUUCAACUCUACUAUGAGAACCGUGACCUCAGCAUGUUUAUAAUUCUGCCAGAAAAUGUUAAUGGAUUGGAACAGCUGGAAAAGACCGUAACAUACGAGAAGUUGAACGAGUGGACUCGAGAGGACAUGAUGGAGCUGUAUGACGUGCAGCUGCACCUGCCCAAAUUCAAGCUGGAAGAGAGUUACGACCUCAAGUCGGCCCUUAGCAGCUUGGGGAUGAGCGAUGCCUUCAGCCAGAGCAGGGCCGAUUUCUCCGGAAUGUCUUUGGAGAGAAACCUAUUUCUGUCCAAUGUUUUCCACAAAGCUUAUGUAGAAAUAAAUGAGGAGGGGACAGAGGCUGCUGCGGGCACUGCAAGUGAGGUGCGCUUUAAAAGUAGGGUCCCCUCCAUUGAAGUCAGCGUAGAUCACCCAUUCCUGUUCUUCAUCAGGCACAACAAAACCAAAAGCAUUCUCUUUUAUGGAAGGUUCUGUUCCCCUUAACCCUGCAUCUUGGUCUUUGAGAAACAAAAUCUUGCAGUGUACAGAAUCUACUGCAGAAGAAGAAGCACAAUUACUCUGUCGGUGUGUAAUCUGGAAUCCUCCCUAUCAGAAUAUCAAUCAGUAAUACUAAAUAAGGCAUCUUAGUAGUCACAUCAUGUCUGUAUAGCUAGAAAGAAUGAGAAUUUAAGCAAAUCUGUACCACACCAACACAUUUCUGCCUUACUGUGAUUUUUAUUUACAUUGCAAAAAUAUAAUGCUAUUCAACUGAA
Ochotona curzoniae (black-lipped pika) is the source of this 1834-nucleotide messenger RNA. It is a transcript of the gene SERPINB10, whose product is annotated as serpin family B member 10. Gene Ontology annotation, molecular function: serine-type endopeptidase inhibitor activity. Lineage: Eukaryota; Metazoa; Chordata; Mammalia; Lagomorpha; Ochotonidae. Gene Ontology annotation, biological process: negative regulation of endopeptidase activity. The record is from RefSeq and is a predicted model, not a curated record. The transcript is spliced from 8 exons. The coding region runs from base 375 to 1565 and encodes 396 amino acids.